This is a messenger RNA of Meloidogyne enterolobii, 1815 nucleotides long. The record is from the annotation of a GenBank genome assembly. Lineage: Eukaryota; Metazoa; Nematoda; Chromadorea; Rhabditida; Meloidogynidae.
GUUUUCAUGUUGUUUUGUCAAUAACGUUAAGCGAAAAUUUAGGUCAUUUAAAAUUUUUUACAUGUGUAUAAUCGAAUUUUGUGGAUUAAUUGGGUGACCUUGAAGUUUUUUUUAAAUUUUCUCAACCUUGACGAGCUGUGGUUUAUUUAAAUUUUCUCAUUUUUCAGCUAAAAAGACUCCAACAAAAACACCAAAAAAGCCUCAAACAAUUAUCAAAACACCAGAAACACCCAAAUCUACAUUUGCUCAAACAAAAACAAUCGAAGCUUUACCUAAAAAUUUGGUUGGAUAUUCUAAAGAUUUUACUACACCAACAAAAAGUGUUGAUGAACCUUCAUUUACUUUACCAGAAAAUUUUACUUUUAAUCAACAAAAACAUGUUGUUACAGAAGGUUUUUUAUAUUUUAAAUUUGAAAAAUUGGGAAAGGUUUUGGAUAAAUAUAAUUUAAAAAUUGGGGAGUUGGGAAUUUUUCGAAAUCCGCUUUAGUAAGAAAAAAUGAGAGGGAGACUUAGCCCCUCCAAAAAUCGGAAACUUUGAAACCAUAUAAUUUUUCGAUUUGGAGGUCAGGGCAAAAGAAGCCAAAAAUUUGGCAUUCGGUUAUAUCGACCCUGCUUUACACACAUUUAUAUGUGUAUUUUUUGUCAUAGUUCCCGUUGGUUCUAUGUCAGUUUUGAAGAAAUGGCAUGGGUGUAGUUGUAUUGUUUUCUGGGGGAUUAUUGGAUAUAUGGUGCUUUUACUGAAAAUCUUUGAUAACUGUUAUAAUUUUUUGUGUUCUAAAUAUUUUAUGAUGAACCCAGGACCUUGUUGCCAACUCCAAAAAAAUUUUUUAAGUUUUUUUUCUUCAAUUUUAGCCUCUACUGAUACCACAACAGCUACAUCUCCAAAUCUUUUACCAACAUUAUUAACUACACCUUCAACUACUUCAAUUCCUACAUCAACAGUUUUAACACCAGCAACAACAACAACCCCAAAUAUUGCUUCAAAACAAGUUGAUACUCUUUUACCAAGAACACCCCCAGCAUUAUUAAAAGAAAAUGAAGGAAAAGAAAAAACGGCAGAAAAAGAAGAAGAAAAAUUGAAAGAAAAUUUAAUUUUGGAGAAGGAAAAAGUUGAGGAAGUUGAAGAAAAACUGAAAGAACAACAACAACCAAUAAUUAGUGUUGGGGGAGAUGAAGGAAUGGAAGAUGAAAUUAUUGUUGCACCACAACCAGUUAUUAGUAAUAGUAAUACUUCACAAGAACAGUCUAGUAUAUCUAGUGUUAAUUUCAAUUUUAAUAUGGGAGGAUUGGGUGCAACAUCAACUCCAGUCAAUGCAAGUCGAAAUCCUUUUGGUUCAAUUCAACCAAAACCUGGCGGCCUUUUUAGUGGGUCUCCACAAAGUGAAUCAUGGAGGUCUCCAUUCAGUCCUUCUGUUAAUACAAAUCAAAAUAAUAGUGGAGCUUUUGGAUCUUUUGGAGCAAUAAGUAGUGGAGGAGGUGGUGGUGGUAGUUCGGGAUCUUCAGGGUUUGGUACUUCUCCUUUUGCUUCUGCUCCAAUAAAACCUUCAGUAUUUGGAGCAGCCCCAGUUUGGAAUAGUCCUUUUGGUGGUGGUGGUAUGGCUAGUAGUGGUGGUUCUUCCGGUGCUGGAAGUGGUGGAGGAGGUUCUAUGUUCGGUGGUGGAAUUAAUAAAAGCGGUGGUUCUUCAACUACUGGGAUUGGAACAACUGGAUUUUCUGCGUAAAAAAACUAUUAAUUUCUUCACAAAUUUUCUCUUCUCCUUUUCUAAUCUACCUCUUUUCUAUAUAAAAAACAGACAUGUUUUUUCUUGGUAUCCG